GGGGCGUGGCGUCGCCCAGGUAACGGCGCAGCGCCUUUGCGUGUGGCCUUGAGGGGCGUGGCCGUGUGCGCCGACCCCAUCUGUUUCCAUGGCGGCGGGGCGGGUUGCCGGGCGACAGGGCUCGGCCUCCCUCCGCGAGAGCCAAUGGCGUCCGGGCGCUGGCGCUGAGUGACAGGAGAGAGAGAAGGACGGAGGCAGCGAGGGAGGAGAAGGCGUCGGCGGAGAGGAGACUCGGGACCCCCCCCGAACCCCGAGCUGGAGCUUGGAGCCAAGGCCUGGAGGGAUGCCGCCCCCCUCGGACGUGGUCAAGGUGGCCGUCGAGUGGCCGGGGGCCAACGCCCAGCUGCUGGAGAUGGACCAGAAGCGGCCCCUGUCCUCCGUCGUCAAGGAGGUCUGUGACGGAUGGUCGCUGCCCAGCCCAGAGAACUACUCGCUCCGCUUUGCGGAUGGGCCCCAGCUCUACAUCACGGAGCAGACCCGGUGUGACAUCAAGAACGGGACCAUCCUGCAGCUGGCAGUCUCUCCGUCCAGAGCCGCACGCCAGCUGCUGGACCGGACCCAGUCGCACAACAUGGAGGCUCGGCUAGAGGCCAUGAAGGAGUUGGCCAAGCUCUCUGCAGAUGUGACCUUUGCCACUGAGUUCAUCAACAUGGAGGGCAUCACGGUGCUCACCCGCCUGGUGGAGAGUGGCACCAAGCUCCUCUCCCACUACAGCGAGAUGCUGGCAUUCACCCUGACAGCCUUCCUUGAGCUGAUGGACCACAGCAUUGUUUCCUGGGAUAUGCUCUCCAUCUCCUUCAUCAAGCAGAUCGCAGGGUAUGUGAGCCAGCCUACGGUGGACGUCUCCAUCCUGCAGCGCUCCCUGGCCAUCCUGGAGAGUGUGGUGCUCAACAGCCAAAGCCUUUACCAGAAGGUUGCAGAGGAGAUCACCGUGGGGCAGCUCAUCUCCUACCUGCAGGUCUCCAACCAGGAGAUUCAGACGUACGCUAUUGCCUUGAUCAACGCUCUCUUCCUGAAGGCCCCUGAGGAUAAGAGGCAGGACAAGCUGCUUCACCCGCUAGACUUGCCCUGCACUGAGAUGGCGAACGCCUUUGCCCAGAAGCACUUGCGCUCCAUCAUCUUGACGCACGUGAUCCGAGGGAACCGGCCCAUCAAAACGGAGAUGGCCCACCAGCUCUACGUACUACAAGUCUUGACCUUCAACCUCUUGGAGGAGCGGAUGAUGACCAAGAUGGACCCUAGUGACCAGGCCCAGCGGGACAUCAUUUUUGAACUGCGGAGAAUUGCCUUUGACGCCGAGUCUGAGAGCAACAGCAUCAUCCCUGGAGGCGGAGUGGAGAAGCGCAAGGCCCUCUACACCAAGGACUACAAGAUGUUGGGCUUCACAAACCAUAUCAAUCCUGCCCUGGACUUCACCCAGACCCCACCCGGGAUGCUGGCCUUGGAUAACAUGCUGUACUUGGCCAAGUUUCAUCAGGAUACCUACAUCCGGAUUGUUCUGGAGAACAGCAGCCGGGAGGAUAAGCACGAGUGUCCCUUUGGGCGCAGUGCCAUCGAGCUGACCAAGAUGCUGUGUGAAAUCUUGCAGGUUGGAGAGCUCCGUAAGUGGGCCGGGGUUGGGCACCGCAGGGACCUGGAGCACAGAGCCAACGAGGGCCGGAACGACUACCAUCCCAUGUUCUUCACUCACGACCGGGCCUUCGAGGAGCUCUUUGCCAUUUGCAUCCAGCUGGUCAACAAGACCUGGAAGGAGAUGCGAGCCACUGCAGAGGAUUUCAACAAGGUGAUGCAGGUGGUGCGGGAGCAGAUCACUCGGGCCCUGCCCUCCAAGCCCAGCUCCUUGGACCAGUUCAAGAGCAAGCUGCGCAGCCUGAGCUACUCGGAGAUCCUGCGCUUGCGACAGUCAGAGCGAAUGAGCCAAGAUGACUUCCAGUCCCCACCCAUCAUAGAGCUGCGGCAGAAGAUCCAGCCAGAGAUCCUGGAGCUCAUCAAGCAACAGCGCCUGAACCGCCUCUGUGAGGGGAGCAGCUUCCGCAAGACUGGCAAUCGGAGGAGGCAAGAGCGCUUCUGGUACUGCCGCCUGGCCCUCAACCACAAGGUGCUGCACUACGGGGACCUGGAGGAUAGUGCCCAAGGAGAAGUCACCUUCGAGUCGCUGCAGGAGAAGAUCCCUGUUGCAGACAUCAAGGCCAUCCUCACGGGGAAAGACUGUCCCCACAUGAAAGAGAAGGGAGCCCUCAAGCAGAACAAGGAGGCGCUGGAGUUGGCCUUCUCCAUCCUCUAUGACCCAGAUGAGACCUUGAACUUCAUUGCACCCAACAAAUACGAGUACUGUAUCUGGGUGGAUGGCCUGAAUGCGCUGGUGGGGAAGGACAUGGCCAGCGACCUGACCAAGAGCGACCUGGACACCCUGCUGAGCAUGGAGAUGAAGCUCCGGCUGCUGGACCUGGAGAACGUCCCCAUCCCAGAGGCCCCUCCGCCCGUCCCCAAGGAGCCCAGCAGCUACGACUUCGUCUACCACUACGGAUGAGGCAGCGGGCAGCGUCCGUCUGGCUGGCCAUCGGGGGCCUCAGCAGGACCUUGGGCAGCCGCCGGUCUGGGCCCUGGCUGGCCAGGAAGACCCUUCUCGCCUUGGACAUUGCAAGGGAGCCCUGCUGCCUCCCUCCCUCCUUGGGGGGCUAAUGUAGAGCAGCCAGCGGUCUGCUGAGAGAGAGAAGCCCCCUGGCCCCCCUCUGGACCGCCUCCAUCCCUGGGAGGAUUGGCCGCAGAAGCCCCCCCCCCCCCCCCCCCCCGUCUCUCUUUCUCUCUCUGUCAGAAGGGGGGUCCAUGGCCAGGCUGGACCUGGACCACCACAGCCCCCCCCCACCUAAUUAGCCAUUGCAAUUAAAGCCGCCUCUUUUCCUUC
This is a messenger RNA of Sceloporus undulatus (fence lizard), 2905 nucleotides long. It is a transcript of the gene ELMO2, whose product is annotated as engulfment and cell motility 2. Lineage: Eukaryota; Metazoa; Chordata; Lepidosauria; Squamata; Phrynosomatidae. Gene Ontology annotation, biological process: cell motility; actin filament organization. Bases 284 to 2530 code for a protein of 748 amino acids. The record is from RefSeq and is a predicted model, not a curated record. The transcript has 22 exons.